Messenger RNA from Symphalangus syndactylus (siamang), 1269 nucleotides. RefSeq lists its product as uncharacterized. NCBI's taxonomy places the organism in Eukaryota, Metazoa, Chordata, Mammalia, Primates, Hylobatidae. The record is from RefSeq and is a predicted model, not a curated record.
GGGGGAGGCCGGGAGAGGGCAGUGGAAAUUGACAUCUUCGUUCUCAACAAGCCGUGAGUAAACUGAGGAUUUCCCGGCUGAAAGGACUCAGUGUCUGCCUGUCCCCGGCCCAGAAAUGAAAGAGAGUUUCAGCCGAUCCUCAUUGUGGGGCCUGCUGAAAAAGCAGCCCGGGUCGCCCCGGCCAGCCCCGGCCAGCCCCGGAGUCCUGAAUCGGAGCCCUGUGCGCGCCAGGCCGGGCCGCGCGCCCGGGUUGCAGGAUGGCGUGCCCAGGCCAGCCCAUCUGCGGCCGCGGGCCGGCGGGGAGGAAGCGUCCCUGGAUGAAUGGGGCUUUGUUCGUAGGCAGCCGCGGCUACCCUCUGCAGGCACGCCCCGCACAACAGAAGCUGUAUGCGAGAGGAAUGGAAAUGAGCCUCAGGCCCUGCCGAAGGAGCCCCAUCCCCUUCCCUGCGCGGGGCUGAGGAAUGCUGGCCAGCCGGAAAGGAACCCUCGCUGGGAACGCCGCUCUCGCGCCUCUGAAACCCCAUUGAGAAGAACCCUUUGAUGCAAUUAAAGCACAUUUCAUUGCAGGCCUGGGAGGAGGGAACGACCGGCAAGCUUUUUUCUGUCUCGGACGUGUGUGUGCACCUUUGUGGGCUGGGUUACUUAGAGACCAGGCGGGAACUUGAGCUCCCUCUCUCGCAGACGUUCUGUAACAUCAGAAAAGCGUACCCAUAAACAGAUUGGUUUUCACCAGGGGUGGAACCCAAUUUGGACACGAUCCGGGCUGACCUGCAGGCCGGGGUUCCUACUUUGAAAGGCUCUUUGGUGCGCCUUACACCCACCUUCCCUGCUGUAAAGGUUUAGGCGGAAAAGAAAUUGCGUUUGCAGGAGGAAGUUGUUUCUGAGGUUACUGCUCAGCGUUUUCCAUUUUCUCAGUGGUGGGGUGGGCCGUGUCGCAUAUCCAGAAGUGAUGUCACAGCCAGACCUGCAAAAUGAUGUAACCUGCAAGUGUUGAAGGACGACGAUGGGACAGCUAUUUUGAUACUCGUAUUAUUUUAUAACAUUUCCCUACUUUUUCCACUGAGACAACUGUGGGACCUCAGAAAAUCCACAUAGCCUCUCUGAACUUAGUAUUUUUUGUAUGUUAAAAUGAAUAUCACAAAGCCAGAGAACGAAUGUGAUGAAGUUCUGGUGCUUGUGGAAUUCUUUCUAAGUUGGAGGUGGACACUUUAUAUACGUGCACAGGUGGAAGAUAUGUGGGUAAACAAAAAGAUCCUAUUGGGACCUCUA